Molecule: messenger RNA, 678 nt
Organism: Aspergillus chevalieri
Lineage: Eukaryota; Fungi; Ascomycota; Eurotiomycetes; Eurotiales; Aspergillaceae
Product: flavin-linked sulfhydryl oxidase ERV2
Exons: 4
Coding region: 1-678 (225 amino acids)
Cellular component (GO): mitochondrion
Molecular function (GO): flavin adenine dinucleotide binding; flavin-dependent sulfhydryl oxidase activity
Source: RefSeq, a predicted model, not a curated record
AUGGCGAGCCGGCAGAUUACACGACGAGUUCUCAUCAGCGCUGCAAUCGCGCUAUUUAUCGUCUUUAUUCUCUUCAUUCAACCCCAAGGACCCCCGAGUCCCGCGAUACGAGCCCCUGGGCAUAUCGAUAAGUCCGCGCCGGCAUCGGGUCUGGCCAAGGAUGACUUGCUAAAAGGGGAGGUGGUGAUGUCGCGAUUGGGGAAUGAGACUGUGAAGGCAGAAUUAGGUCGGGCGACGUGGAAGUACUUCCAUACGAUGUUGGCGCGGUAUCCCGAACAUCCUACGCAAGAACAACGGGAGACAUUGCAUUCAUUUAUUUAUUUGUUCUCGCGACUUUAUCCAUGCGGCGAAUGUGCCUCGCACUUCCAGCAACACCUACAAAAGUAUCCGCCACAGGUCUCGUCACGGAAUGCGGCCGCGGGAUGGGGUUGCUUUAUCCACAAUGAGGUCAAUGCAAUGCUUGAGAAGCCCUUGUUCGAUUGCAAUAAUAUCGGCGACUUCUACGACUGCGGUUGCGCUGAGGACGAUGAGGAGGCAGCGGGUGCGAGUGGAGAGAAACACAGCGAGACGGGAGGGAGCAAAGGCCAAAGCGAGAGUGCGCAUCAGCAGACUGGCUAUCAUGACGAGGGUGGCAUGCCGCCUGUCGAAAUUUCGAAAGAGGAGACUACGCGGGGUUGA